GCGCGCUCGCGGAGUCCGGCGGAGCUGGCCGCGGGAUGGACAGGCGGCGGGGCGCGGCGGGGCUCUCGGACCCGAGCCCGCUGGGCGCCGCCAUCCCCGCCACGCGCGUGGAGCUGUCGGUGUCGUGCAGGAACCUCCUGGACCGAGACACCUUCUCCAAGUCGGACCCGAUCUGCGUCCUGUACGUGCAAGGAGUCGGCAACAAGGAAUGGAGAGAGUUCGGGAGGACGGAGGUCAUCGACAACACGCUGAACCCCGACUUCGUGAGGAAGUUCAUUCUGGACUACUUCUUCGAGGAGAGGGAGAACCUUCGCUUCGACCUGUACGAUGUCGAUUCAAAGAGCCCUAACUUGUCCAAACAUGACUUCCUGGGACAAGUGUUCUGCACCUUGGGGGAGAUCGUCGGUUCCCAGGGCAGUCGCCUGGAGAAGCCCAUCUUGGGAAUUCCAGGGAAGAAAUGUGGCACCAUCAUCCUUACAGCUGAGGAGUUGAACUGUUGCAGAGAUGCUGUUCUAAUGCAAUUUUGUGCAAACAAACUGGACAAAAAGGACUUCUUUGGGAAAUCAGACCCUUUUCUCGUAUUUUACCGGAGUAAUGAAGACGGCAGCUUUACUAUCUGUCACAAGACAGAGGUGGUGAAGAACACGCUGAACCCCGUGUGGCAAGCCUUCAAGCUCUCAGUGCGGGCGCUUUGCAAUGGGGACCACGACAGAACCAUCAAGGUGGAGGUCUUCGACUGGGACCGGGAUGGGAGUCACGAUUUCAUUGGAGAAUUUACGACUAGCUACAGGGAACUUUCCAGAGGACAGUCUCAGUUCAACGUGUACGAGGUGGUGAAUCCCAAGAAGAAGGGGAAGAAGAAGAAGUACACGAACUCAGGCACGGUCACCCUGCUGUCCUUCCUGGUCGAGACCGAGGUCUCCUUUCUGGACUACAUCAAGGGCGGGACACAGAUCAACUUCACGGUGGCUAUCGACUUCACGGCGUCGAAUGGGAACCCGGCACAGCCCACGUCGCUGCACUACAUGAACCCCUACCAGCUGAACGCCUACGGCAUGGCGCUGAAGGCCGUGGGCGAGAUCGUGCAGGACUACGACAGCGACAAGAUGUUCCCCGCGCUCGGCUUCGGGGCCAGGCUGCCGCCGGACGGGAGGAUCUCGCACGAGUUUGCUCUGAACGGCAACCCGCAGAACCCGUACUGCGAGGGCAUCGACGGCGUGAUGGAGGCCUACUACCGCAGCCUGCGCGCCGUGCAGCUCUACGGCCCCACCAACUUCGCGCCCGUCAUCAACCACGUCGCCAGGUACGCGGCCUCCGUCAAGGACGGCUCCCAGUACUUCGUGCUCCUCAUCGUGACGGACGGUGUCAUCUCGGACAUGGCGCAGACCAAGGAGUCCAUCGUGAACGCCUCCAAGCUGCCCAUGUCCAUCAUCAUCGUUGGCGUGGGGCCUGCGGAGUUUGAUGCCAUGGUGGAACUGGACGGGGAUGACGUCCGGGUGUCGUCCAGAGGCAAGUUCGCCGAGAGGGACAUCGUGCAGUUCGUGCCUUUCAGGGACUACAUGGACAGGAGCGGGAACCACGUCCUCAGCAUGGCCCGGCUGGCCAAGGACGUGCUGGCCGAGAUCCCCGAGCAGUUCCUGGCCUACAUGCGGGCGCACGGCGUCAAGCCCUCGCCCGCACCGCCCCCCUACACGCCCCCGACACACGUGCUGCAGACGCAGAUAUGACCGAGCCCGGGCCUUCCGGGGGCUGAGCACCCUGGGUUGGAAGCGGAUUUUCUUCCUGACCCAAAACUGUAAAUACGGUGGUUGCAUGAGCCACGGGAAAAGCGUGGAGCUGCU
Messenger RNA from Sorex fumeus (smoky shrew), 1841 nucleotides. It is a transcript of the gene CPNE8, whose product is annotated as copine 8. NCBI's taxonomy places the organism in Eukaryota, Metazoa, Chordata, Mammalia, Eulipotyphla, Soricidae. Gene Ontology annotation, biological process: cellular response to calcium ion. The record is from RefSeq and is a predicted model, not a curated record. Bases 36 to 1727 code for a protein of 563 amino acids. The transcript has 20 exons. Gene Ontology annotation, cellular component: plasma membrane. Gene Ontology annotation, molecular function: calcium-dependent phospholipid binding.